Scomber scombrus (Atlantic mackerel) is the source of this 1359-nucleotide messenger RNA. It is a transcript of the gene tuba5, whose product is annotated as tubulin alpha 5. The transcript has 4 exons. The annotation marks the transcript as partial. The record is from RefSeq and is a predicted model, not a curated record. Gene Ontology annotation, biological process: mitotic cell cycle; microtubule cytoskeleton organization. Lineage: Eukaryota; Metazoa; Chordata; Actinopteri; Scombriformes; Scombridae. Gene Ontology annotation, molecular function: GTP binding; structural constituent of cytoskeleton. Gene Ontology annotation, cellular component: microtubule; cytoplasm.
UCUGUGCAGAGAGAGUGUAUCUCCAUCCAUGUGGGUCAGGCAGGUGUGCAGACAGGUAACGCCUGCUGGGAGCUAUUCUGUCUCGAGCACGGUGUCGGUCCUGACGGGGUCUUCCUGGACGAUCCUGCAGAACCGAACUCUCGUGAAGACCCGUUCAACACUUUCUUCAACACUGGGAGCUCUGGGCGUCAUGUUCCCCGAGCCUUAUACGUCGACCUGGAGCCCACAGUGGUUGAUGAAGUGAGGGUUGGAAAGUACAAAGAGCUCUUCCACCCGGAGCAGCUGAUCUCUGGAAAGGAGGAUGCAGCCAACAACUAUGCCCGUGGCCAUUAUACUGUGGGAAAAGAAAUCAUUGAUGCAGUCAUGGAGCGUGUCCGCAAAAUGACGGACCAGUGCACAGGCCUGCAGGGUUUCCUCGUCUUCCACAGUUUCGGAGGAGGAACCGGCUCUGGCUUCACCUCCCUGCUGAUGGAGCGUCUCUCUGUCGACUAUGGCAAGAAAUCCAAGUUGGAGUUCGCCGUUUACCCAGCUCCACAUGUGUCCACUGCUGUGGUGGAGCCCUACAACGCCAUCCUGACCACCCACACCACCUUAGAGCACUCCGACUGUGCCUUCAUGGUAGACAACGAGGCCAUCUAUGACAUAUGUCAACGUAACAUGGAUAUCGAGAGUCCUGGCUACAUCAACCUCAACAGAUUGAUUGGUCAGAUUGUCUCCUCGAUCACUGCCUCCCUUCGUUUCGAUGGCGCCCUUAAUGUUGAUCUGAUGGAGUUCCAGACCAACCUGGUCCCGUUCCCACGUAUCCACUUCCCUCUGGUGACCUACUCGCCCAUCAUCUCCGCUGAGAAGGCUUACCAUGAGCAGCUGACCGUGUCUGAGAUCACAAGCGCCUGCUUUGAGCCGACCAAUCAGAUGGUCAAGUGUGAUCCUCGUCACGGCAAGUACAUGGCCUGCUGCAUGCUGUACAGAGGUGACGUCAUCCCAAAGGAUGUCAAUGCUGCCAUCGCGAGCAUAAAGACAAGACGCUCCAUUCAGUUUGUCGACUGGUGCCCAACUGGCUUCAAGGUAGGCAUCAAUUAUCAGCGUCCGACUGCAGUUCCCGGUGGAGACCUGGCCAAAGUGCAGAGGGCCGUGUGCAUGCUGAGCAACACCACCGCCAUCGCUGAGGCCUGGUCUCGUCUCGAUCACAAGUUUGACCUCAUGUACGCUAAACGUGCCUUCAUCCACUGGUACGUGGGUGAAGGCAUGGAGGAGGGAGAGUUUGCAGAGGCCAGAGAGGACCUGGCCUGUCUUGAAAAGGACUACGAGGAGCUGGGUGACAUGCCCUACGAUUCUGAAAACGAGGACGAAGAAUACUGA